Morone saxatilis (striped sea-bass) is the source of this 1587-nucleotide messenger RNA. Its product is annotated as activator of 90 kDa heat shock protein ATPase homolog 1-like. Gene Ontology annotation, biological process: protein folding; positive regulation of ATP-dependent activity. NCBI's taxonomy places the organism in Eukaryota, Metazoa, Chordata, Actinopteri, Moronidae. The coding region runs from base 177 to 1196 and encodes 339 amino acids. The transcript has 9 exons. Gene Ontology annotation, cellular component: cytosol. The record is from RefSeq and is a predicted model, not a curated record. Gene Ontology annotation, molecular function: ATPase activator activity; protein-folding chaperone binding.
CUGAGCCCGGCGGAUAAACGCGGGAGCACCAGAGGCAGCAGCAGCAGCGAGAGGUUUCUAGAAACAACGUGCAGCGGACAGUCACCGGCACACACACACACACAGUUACACACACAGUUACACACACAGUUACACACUCAAACUUUAUUACUUUAAAGCAGUUAGCUGUCUGAAUAAUGGCGAAGUGGGGAGAAGGAGACCCUCGUUGGAUCGUGGAGGAGAGAGCCGAUGCGACUAAUGUCAACAACUGGCACUGGACUGAACGAGAUGCAACAAACUGGUCGUCGGACAAGUUAAAAGCUCUGCUCCUCGGGUUGAGCGUGGAGAACGAAGAGGGGAGUUGCGAGGUGACAGAAGUCAGCAAGGUGGAAGGAGAGGCCUCGAUUAACAACCGCAAAGGGAAACUUAUUUUCUUCUAUGAAUGGAACCUGAAAGCUACUUGGACUGGAAAGUCAAAGGCAGGAGUCAAAUAUCAAGGAACAAUCGAAGUUCCAAACCUGUCUGAUGAGAACGACAUGGAGGAUCUUGAUAUUUCUGUAUCGUUGAAUAAAGAUGAGCCUGAAACGCCUCUGACCAGCCUGAUGAAGACAAAAGGAGCCGAGAAAAUCCGCGAAGCCCUGGGAAGCUACGUUGGGUUCUUAAAAACAGAGUUCACACAGGGAAUGAUCCUGCCUACAGCCAACGGUGUGGCCAAGCAUCAGUCCACUUCACAGUCCAAAGCCAAGCAGGAUAAGACUCAGAUUUCCUCCUCGAGCAGCACAACUGCUCCAAUCAACACUGGCGUCAAGAUCCCCACCUGUAAAUUCAGCAUUAGAGAAACAUUCCUCACCUCACCAGCGGAUCUCUACAGGGUCUUCCUCAACCAGGAGAUGGUCCAGGCGUUCACACACGCUCCAGCGACAGUGGACGGAGAGAGGGGCGGAAAGUUCCGUCUGCUAGAGGGAAAUGUUUUUGGUGAAUUCACAGAGCUGAUACCUGAUGAGAAAAUAGUCAUGAAGUGGAGGUAUAACAACUGGCCCUGUGAGCACUACGCAACAAUCACGAUUCAUUUCUUGGACCGGAGCAGCGAGACGGAGCUGAAGGUGGAGUGCCGAGGCGUCCCGGACCACGAGGAGGAGCGGACGAAAGAGGGCUGGAAGAGAUACUACUUCGAAGCUAUUAAACAGACUUUUGGCUACGGAGCGCGACUCUUCUGAAGAUGCUGUACUGUAGUUCUGUUUUCAUUUCUGUUCUCAAUUUUUAAACGUGUCCUUCGAUCUGUCUGGCACAAGAUGUCCGUUGUAAACUCACAGCACGAGUUAAACGAAAGAGACGCAGUAGGUGAAGGCCGAUCUGUCACCUGUCGGUCUGUGUUUGUGUGUAAAUUUUAAUUUUUUGAACAUAUUUAAAUCUAGAUUUCUCCCUGUCAGUAUUUGGGUCAGUUGUUCAAAGGAGUGUAAAGCGACUGUGCCUUUUGGGACUCUGGAUGGAAAAUGGAUUAAAUAAAACAAAGAAGAAUCUAUUGAACCGCUAAUGCAAAUUGGCCACAAUUCUAUAAAUAUGUAAGUACUGCAAGAGUUAAAAUAAAUGUUUGUUUUUUUGGUUUAU